AAGAAAACAUCGCAAGGGCAAAGCUCGGGCGGCAAGCCUUUGUGUGUUUGUGGGCGAUAAUAGUUAGAUCUUUUAACUAACGAUAUUCACGAAGCUUGCGCACUCACUGUUUACUGGAUUGUGGCUUCGACAAACAGCGGAACGGUUUCGAAAUGCAAUCACACGCGCAUUGUUAUCGCUCUGGAAAUAAUGGAUAAGUGGUGACCCUUUCAGAAUGAGCAGCAUUUGUAGGGAAAGGAGGCAAGACAAGAAAGUUGCGAAAGGAGUACCGCGGAAGGCAGCGGUUCGUUCGAAAAAAGAUGGGAACUCCAAAGAUUGCAAAAGGAAGUUUAGAAACGUCUGGAAGGAUACUUAUACGUGGUUGCAGUACGAGGAAGUCAAGAAUACUAUGCAUUGCGUGCUGUGCAGGGAAGCCUACUUCGGCCAGGAGAAAUGCGUGCCGUUCGUCGAAGGCACGAACAACUUCAAGGUUUCGGUCAUUCAAAAGCACGAGAAGACGUCGGCCCACAGAAACCUCCUGAACAAAAGCGAGGCCGAGAGAAAGAAAUUGGCGCACUCGUUCCGAACAAAAAAGAAGCCGCCGGAAGAUUCGCGAUCAAGAUUCGAGCUUCUAUUCAAGACCGUCUACGAGAUACAAAAGAACAAGCUUUCGUUUUCCCAAUUCCCCGUUCUGGUGAACCAGCAGAUCCAGAACGGCGUGCCGCUCGAAGGUCGGUACACGAAUCACCAUCACGUCGUGCCGGACUUUUCCAAGUAUAUCGCCAUGUCGAUGAUCAACGAUACCGUAGCCGAUAUUUACCAGGCGAAGCACUUUGGCAUCGUACUGGACGAUGUUUCGGACGUUGUGGGAUCGCGCAAAGACGCUGUGUACAUCACUUACCUCAAAGACUGCACAAAACGCACCAAAUUCCUGGGGCUUGUCGAAAACGUGAACGGAGUCGGCAUCGCCCUCGCGAUGGUGGAAAUGCUCGCCAAAUUUGGAUUCCCUUCGCCUUUCGAGAAGCUUUUGUGUCUAACUACGGACGGGCAGACCGUACACCAAGCGGACGGUGGCCUCCAGAUGGCAUUGGGAAAAGAAGCGCCUGUUCUCUACACCAUGGACUGUCUAGUGCACAAGCUUGAGAGUGCAGUGAAACCAGUCCUCUUCAGGCAUCCGCAAGUCAAAUGUUGUGCAGACAAGAUGUACAAAUUGUUCUGCUUCUUUAGAGAUCUGCAGAAAAAGACUGGCAGUACGGUAGACAUAUGGACACCCUCAAGCCCCACUGAUCAACAUGCUCGUUCCUCUAAUCCACAGUUGCUAGUCCUUAACCUCAAGUUCCUAACUGCCAUCAUUGAAAAAUGGAGCAGCGUCACGUCGUUCCUAAAGGAUAACUAUCACAACCUUGACCGAAAACUUCGGCCUGAUGCGGCGGAAAUUCUCACUUGCUUGAAGAGCUCGGUGUUCAUUGCCCAUGUCCACCUUCUAAGAGAGAUAUUUAAGGCGUUGCACGAGUUUCAAGCAAAGACAACUGGCUCCUUAUCUCCUGCCUGCUACACUGUGAUCAACGAGCUGAGGACUACUGCGACGAUUAUCACUAACCAGAUUGUCUUGGGCCCCUCUCUGAUACCAGUCCUGCACGAGCUACAGGAAAGAAAUGGAUUCUUUCAAGGCAUGGCGAUCACGCAAGAUUUCGACAUCGAUUCAUUUCACGCUGUUGCUGAAGAUGUGUGCCAGUGUGUGUCGCAGCAGGUGCUCCAGAUGGCGAGCCAGUGCUCGGAGUCCUUGCACAAGUUUUCAGUGCUGGAUCCAAAAAACUGGCCAGUAGAAUCCGACGAGCACUUUGGUGGAUUCGGAAUUGAAACCAUCAGGGAACUUAGCGGCGAGAUGCAGUCGUUGCUGCCGGAGAAACCCAUUUCAGACAUCAUACUGGAGUGGUGUUCCUUUAAGUUCUUUGUAAACAGGAGUCUUGCAAAGUGCUUGCGGAAAGACUUCAUCAACCUUGCCGCAACCGUGGUUUCCAGGUUCAGUGCGGUCUAUCCCACCAUCUGCACAUUCCUCACCGCAGCGGCUCUGCUUUCGCCAUCAUGCAGAGUGACGCACAAAGGAUUCGAAGAACUCUGCGUAAUUAAAGAAUCUCGGAAGAACGUUCUCACGGACGACACACUGUGGCAGACGAUGGUCAUCAAUGUGAAUGGAGCGCCAGUCGAAUUGUGGGAUCCAGAGCCUGUGGUUGACCUGUGGUUGAAAACGAGUCUUCGUAGGCCAAACAAUAGAACUUCUACUAAACACGCUUUAGACACUUGUAACAAGCAGGAGACCCAGGUUGACGACUCGGCGCUGUUCCAGGGCUGUCAGGUCGUCGUCAUAACGGGUGAAUUGUGUGAGCUGCCUAUGGUCUGCAGCAGUGAUGCUUCGAGUUAACCCAACAGUCAACUCCUAAAUGUAGUCAUCUGUAGCUUGUCUUAUGCAUGACUUCAAGAACAGAACAGUGCUAGGUAUGACCAUUCAAUGUGAUUUCAUAGUGUGACAUCUGCUUGAACGAAGAGUCAAUUUUCUUAACAGUGCAGUGGAGGUAACGGUUCUUUUCUUUUUUUUUGACAACACACCAUUAGUGAUGGUUGACACGGACAACCAUAUGAUUAUCGGUGGUUAAGUAUCGCCAUCACUUUAUUUUUUUUGUCCACUAAAGGUCAUAGGCCUCUCCUAGAGACAUCUAAAUGCCCUAACUGCAUCCUGUGUUUGCAAGUUUAUUACUUAUGUCUCUUUAUUUAAUUUGUUCUCAUCUUCAGUUGUGUUUUCCUUCUCUUGGAACCCUUUUCGUCACUCUAAUCGACCAAAAAUUAUUUGAUUUCUGCAUUACAUCAGCUGCCCAACUCCGCUUCUUUAUCUCAACUAUGUGCUAUUUGCCCAAUUUACUUUUUCAUUGGUUACCUUAGAGUGUACGUUGCAAUUGCAGAUUUGAAAUUUGGCACUACUAGCAGCAGUAUUGAGUUGUUGGUGGCCAAAAUUUUUGCCACUAACACAGAAGCAUUCUUAAUACGAAAAUGAUGCAUGUAAUACACGCAUCAUAAUAAUAAUAAUCUGAUAGUUUUGCGUAGGAUAUAUUGUCAUAAGUAUUGCCAAAAAUGUGUUGAAAAUUACUGAAAAUGUGUUGAGUACCAUGAUUAUUGUAAAAAUUUGUAGCUGGGUGUGUAUCUCAGAUUUGUCUAUUAUCUAAUUUAUAAUGUCAGUUUUGGGAAAAUAGAACAACGGCAGACAUUGAAGCCCUUUUUUUGGACUGGCAGAGCAGGCAUCUUAUUUAGUUGGAAGAAACAGAUCAAGAUUGACAGAUUUGCAAAGAAGAAAUGGUGGCCGCGGUCACUGUCUUGUGCACCAAAGCAUGCAAUUCUCAUGUUCUGUCCCCCAAAAUUACUCAUCUGCCAGAUGCUCCCUCAAAAAAAGCAUGUGAGGGUCUCAAAAGUCAAGCACAAGCUGAAUUGUCUCAAAAAAAAAUUUUAUCAUCAUCAUCAGCCUAUAUUUUAUGUCCACUGCAGGACGAAGGCAUGUGAUCUCCCUGUGAUCAUGGACGAAGGCAUGUUCUCCCUGUGAUCUCCAAUCCGCCUUUUUCAUGGCCCGACGGCGCAUGCGCAGGGCGCCCUGGCGGAUUAGUCGCGAAACGUUUUGGAAGGGUCGCGCGCGCGGCCGUGCGGCCCCAUCUCAAGGAAACGUCCCCGAAAAAAAAAAAAAAACACGCUCGGACGCGUGCUACUGACAACUCGUGCCGUGUACCGCGUUGAAACUCCACUGGUAGCUCGACGUCAGUGCAGUACUGAAAGUGUGCGUAUAGCGUAAGACUGGCUUUGGUAGUGCGACGGGCUUUCUUGUCGACGGCACCGAUAAAAUCACCGUGCCUAUACCAUCGUUCGACCGAAACCCGCGCGAUAGGCCGUCGAACCAAUAACGCGAUAGCCGCAACACCUUUGUUGGUAUAUAUAAAUAAUCGCGGUCAAAGUGAGUCAAAACAUGCCUACGAAGUUGAAAGGUUGAAAUGCGCAAGGCUUCGACCAGUCCUCUCAAUCCGUGCACAUGACGUUUGAGCCAAUGUUGAUUUCAGCGAAGCUUAGGCCUGGCUCCGUCGAGUUCGUGCACCCGCUACCGGCGGACCUGUACUGAAAAGUAAGCAAGUUAGGACAAAGGAAACUGCUUUUAUAGUUCAGUUCGGGCCUUAAGGAUUUGAAAUAAACUACUCUUCGCUUCGCACGGCGCGUACACAAUAAUCUGCAAGCAGCGACACAGCGCUGUGCCAACAUCUGUAGGUCACCGUUCCCGUAGGCUGCCGCUCGUAUUCGCAACGUAGAUGGGUCGGUUUGUACGUGUUGGUAUGCUCACGCAUUUCUUAAUUGCUGAGAUGUACUGUUUAUCUCUGCGUCAAACGCGAAACAAGAGACGGUACAUUCGGUACACCAGCAUAAACAGCCGCCUUGCUCAGUUAUAUACCAACGGUGUCAGCGAUGGCAUCCGAGUUUUUGCGGGAGAACAACACGGCCUUUAAAUGAGCGCUUAUGUGAGCACAUUUUUCUCUAAUAAUGCUUUAUGACACGCGCAAACUAAGUAUGAUGAAGUUAAAGAAAAGCGAGAAUCAGUAAUAAAUUAACAGCCCGAUAUUUGUAACUGGAUUACAGUCGCCGUUGAGUAGCUCAGGCGCUCAUACUGACUCGUCUCACGGUGGAAUAACGCGGCUCAUAUGAGCAGGUAUGUGUGUUUUAUUCUACGUUUUGACAUUUUUUUUUUUCAUAUCAGCGAUGCACCUUUUCCCAAUUUUUCACGCUAACGACGAUCUGUGGCUGUAGAUGUCGAUGUAAACAAGCGCACCGCUCUGCUAAAUCUGACGCGGAAGGCUGCGGGCUCGAAAACUUCUUAUUUAUGCAAAAUGUCUAAAGAAUGUGCAAAAAAAAUUUAAAGAAAAGCGUGGUGCAAGCGUAGGAAUCGGCGACAACAAACUCCAAAGCAGCCGCGACGGCAGAGGGUACUCGGCGUACCUUUAUAGGCCACACUAUAAGCAAAACAGCGCUAUCACACCUGCUCACCCUAUAUAUAGUUGGUGAGUGCUACAUGGCUUCCAGGAACGACAUGCUGCCCCACAGAAGCCAUUAAUUAUUCGCGAUCCACGAAAUGCACAACCGAUGCGCACUCAACAAGGGCGCAGGUUCACAAAUCAACCGGCGAAAGCCCCGGCACCCUACCAAAACUUUUCCGGUGGCGUGCGGCAGAGGGCAGCACAGGAAAAUGAAAAAGGCGGAUUACCCCUGUCUUGCGCUAGCGUAUUCCAACUUGCGCCUGCAAAUUUCCUAACUUCAUCACCCCAUCUGGUUUGCUGCCGACCUCGAUUGCGCUUACCUUCUCUUGGUAUCCAUUCUGUAACCCUAAUGGUCCAUCGGUUAUCCAUCCUACGCAUUACAUGGCCUGCCCAGCUCCAUUUCUUCCGCUUAAUGUCAAUUAGAAUAUCGGCUAUCCCCGUUUGUUCUCUGAUCCACACCGCUCUCUUUCUGUCUCUUAACGUUAGUCCUAAGAUUUUUCGUUUCAUUGCUCUUUGUGCGGUCCUUAACUUGUUCUCGAGCUUCUUUGGUAACCUCCAAGUUUCUGCCCCAUAUGUUAGCACCGGUAGAAUGCAAUGAUUGUACACUUUUCUUUUCAACGACAGUGGUAAGCUCCCAGUCAGGAUUUGGCAAUGCCUGCCGUAUGCACUCCAACCCAAUUUUAUUCGUCUGUGAAUUUAUUUCUCAUGAUCAGGGUCCCCUGUGAGUAAUAUAAACGUACUCCUUUACCGACUCUAGAGGCUGACUGGCGAUCCUGAAUUCUUGUUCCCUUGCCAGGCUAUUGAACAUUAUCUUUGUCUUCUGCAUAUUCAUCUUAACCCAAUUCUUACACUUUCUCGAUUAAGGACCUCAAUCAUUUGCUGUAAUUCGUCUCCAUUGUUGCUGAAUAGGACAAUGUCAUCUGCAAACCAAAGGUUGCCGAGAUAUUUGCCGUUGAUCCUCACUCCUAAGCCUUCCCAGUCUAAGAGCUUGAAUACUUCUAAGCAUGCAGUGAAUAGCAUUGGAGAGAUUGUGUCUCCUUGCCUGACCCCUUUCUUGAUAGGUAACUUUCUACUUUUUCUUGUGGAGAACCAAGGUAGCUGCGGAAUCCUUGUAGAUAUUUGCUAAGAUAUUCACGUAUGCCUCUUGUACUCCUUGAUUACGCAAUGCCUGCUGGUAUCUCUACUGAAUCAAAUGCCUUUUCAUAAUCUAUGAAAGCCGUAUAGAGAGGUUGAUUGUACUCCGCAGAUUUCUCGAUUACCUGAUAGAUGACAUGGAUAUGAUCCAUCGUAGAAUAUCCCUUCCUGAAGCCAGCCUGUUCUCUUGGUUGGCUGAAGUCAAGUGUAUUGGAAAUUAUCUUGGUGAAUAUUUUAUACAAUACUGAAAGCAAGCUAAUGGGUCUAUAAUUCUUCAAUUCUUUAACGUCUCCCUUUUUAUGGAUUAGUAUAAUGUUGGCGUUAUACACUUCUCUCUGGUACACUUGAAGUUGUGAGGCAUUGCGUAUAAAGGGCCGCAAGCUUUUCAAGCAUGAUAUCUCCUCCAUCUUUGAUUAAAUCUACUGUUAUUCCAUCUUCUCCAGCAGCUUUUCCCCUGGUCAUGCCUUUCAAGGCCCUUCUAACUUCAUCGCGAGUUAUGGAAGGAGCCUAUGUAUCCAGUUCAUCAUUAUUUCGAAUGAAACAAAAAUUGGAGGACGCUUAAGCUUCGCCUUUAAGAGUGGAACAUGAUAGCAUUCAAAAAUCCUUGAAUGCUUGUCAGGCUUCCUGGCAACUGCAGCUUUCUUUUUUUGUCCACCUUUGCCUUUGCACGCUGAUGCCAUUUCACAGGGCCAAGGAGGCGAGCGCCAUCUGGAUGGUGUUUUUGCAAGUAACCUACCCGGGCGUGCCGCUGUUGGUAUGGUAGAAAUGCUGGAAAAGGAGUUUUUGUUUGAGUUUCCUCGUAACGGAAUUACGUUUCCUUGCACAUUCAAAUUACAAUCCUAUGCAAUCAUGUCUGUAGGUAGUGGUUGAGUCGUACUUUACUAUUUUUCUGACGAAUUUUACUUUGAGAAAUUCAAUUAGUUCACCAACGCCUCUGCGCCACGUGGAGGGUCUGUGUGGUAGGGGUGGUUUGGGACGAUUUUCUCAGCCGCGGACGCCUACACCUAUGCCGCAUUUUCUGCGACACGGGGCCCUUAACGUUGUCGCGUUAAAACGUGUUGAUCUAGUCGAAUGAGAAGAGAAAAUAAAUGCUUACAGAGGAAGUGGCGGGUCAAAAUUGCAUUAGUCAUUAGUCUCGCAUCUGGGCUGCCACUGCAAUUUCUUUGUGGUGAGCUAAACCGCACAUCUAUCAAGUGAAAGUUAAAACAGCUUGAUGAGGUCAGAUUUUCUUUUUUGCAUAUAUGCUAGACACAAUUUCUUUUCUCUCUCUCUCUCCAUCUUAUUGCGAUAGCAGUUAACACUAGAGGCAUGUCCGCGCCACCUUUGUGCUGUUUUAGUAUCAACUGUGCAUGCUAGGCCCGUGCAUGGCAGGUUCUCCAGUGGCACAACAGACACUCGGUGCAUUUGGCCGCAAAAAUAGCGGAAGGCGAGUCAAUUCAUCAUUGUGCUUUGUUCAAUUAACUCUGCAGUGGAGUCAGGGCAGCGUUCUGCUUUCCAGUGCUGGCAUGAACAUUGCGCUCACAAACACUGGCGUUCUUGCUGUGCGAUAGUGUGCAUACAGUGGUCCGAGCGAAACGCACAGUAAACUUCAAGCUACGAACGCCGACAGUGUUCCUUCGCUCUCAUCUUGUGCACAACUGAGGGGCGACGUUUUCAGUGCUGCUGGCAGCGCUUUUCAUCACGCCAGCGUUCCGAGUCACCUGGGAGUUGCCAGGGUGCUGUUUCUCUGUGCAGCAGCAGUUUCCUCGCAUGCUGCGUCGCACCAGCAUGUCGCCCCCUAUCAUUGUUAGAACACUGUUCGGGGAGCUUCAGCUCAUCCUUGCUGUCGCUUCCACUGUGUUGCCCUUGGGGCAAAACUGCUAAUUUCGGUUUCUUUUCUUUUUUUUUUUUGACGUAUGGCUGCUUGGAAAAUGAAGAGACAAUGUACAUUGAUACGUUCCAGUAAGAAUGUGUAGAUAAUAAUACAAUCUCUACACAUCGCAAUGCUGCCUAUGAUCCGGAAAUGGUGGCUCAGUGGCUGUGGUACUGCGCUGCAGAGCGUGAGGUAACGGGUUCGAUACCUGGCCAUGGCGGAGGCAUUCUUACGAGGGAGGAAUGCAAAAACUGCUUGUGUACUUAAAUGAUAAGAACCAUAGGUCAUUGAAGCUAAUCCCUCCCGCCACCCCAGUAUGGCAUCCCUCGUUGCUUGUGUGUUAGAUAUAAUAACUAACUGGUGUAAUAAUCCCAGAAUUUCCACUAAGUGAACAUGCCUUAGGCACCGACUAUAUUGAAUCCUGCAAUUGCAAUACGUGUGCUAUGAUGUAGUAAAGUCAUUUUAAUUAACAGACGCUGAACAUUUUGUGCAUAAGUGAAGAUUGUUACUGAAGUGCUACACCACUUAUAAUGUGUAGCUCCCCCCUCCUUUGGAAAAAUUGUCUCCACUGUACUUUGUUAAAGAAAUUAAGUUCUUCGUUGAAGCAGCUGGUAUAUAUGUACAUAAGUGUAUCUAAUGUUUGCAUGUCCUACUAAAGGUCUGUUCAAUUGACUUUGCACAAUGUGAACUAGUUCAUACAAGUUCGGUGCUUGUGCUGAACAAGUACCAACCGCGUUGGCUCAGUGGCUGUAGAAUUAUAUUGUCGAAUGUAAGGUCAUGGGUUUUAUCCCCAGAUGUGGCAGGUACAUUCCAAAUCAGGUGGAAGGCAAAAGUGUUAGUGCACCAAGUUCUGGGUUUACGUUAAACACUCCUGGUGGUCAAAAUUAAUCCGGAGUCGCGGUGUCUCUUGUAGCCAGAUUGCGGGUUUGGGACGGUUUGAAAUUCUGCAACAUGUGGUUUUUCUAAUAGGUAGAGAUGUUGCCGGCCUAGUGCUUGGUUACUUGCGGGGGUUCUCGUCUUGAAAGGAGGCCCUAUAGAGAUUUUCUAGGCAUGCUCUCUGGGCGCCCCGUGUCCAACCACAGACGGCAUUGUUGUAGAACAUCUGCCAGCACUGUUGGAUGGAGACUAGAGCUGGCGGCUGGGUACCUACUGUUAAAAUAGGUACAAGCACGCUCCCGGCCAGGUGCAAGGCCGUUAUGCAGCCUAAAUGCUUGGGAUCUCCCCAAUGCGAGGGCAUCCCCACCUACUAGGUGCUUUCGCAUGCCACAUGGAAAAUUGUCGCCAUGAAAGCAGCCCAGUUACGUGUGCAGAAUAAGCCUGAAAUCUGUGUGCCAGCUCCAGCCAAUCUUGCGGUCUUCUUUAAAAUAAUUUCUCUCCGCACAUGUCUGCCGCAAGUGCAGAAAAUGUGAAUAACCAAUGCCAAUGCCAAAUUAAAUGAUAUGGCAAUUCAAGCUUGCAAUGGACGAGCUGUACUUAUUUGUAAAUGUGCCAAUCCUAGCUGAGCUGGAUCAAAGCACAGAAGUGGCUGAUUCGAUUUAUGUUAAACAUUCACCAACCUGAAAUAAGAUGCGACGUGUGAAUGUCGGUGUGCCACAACUGUCAAAUGCAAUGCGCAGUGGAGCAUCUUCUGAACUAGUUCGGAUAGUGGUGCAGGUGAAUUGGACAGACCUUGCAUGCUUUUACUCGUAAGCUAUUACGAAUGUGGAAACCCACCGAAAUAAAAUAGUGUCGU
Messenger RNA from Dermacentor silvarum, 9754 nucleotides. RefSeq lists its product as uncharacterized. The record is from RefSeq and is a predicted model, not a curated record. Lineage: Eukaryota; Metazoa; Arthropoda; Arachnida; Ixodida; Ixodidae.